Molecule: messenger RNA, 10900 nt
Organism: Gopherus evgoodei (Goodes thornscrub tortoise)
Lineage: Eukaryota; Metazoa; Chordata; Testudines; Testudinidae
Gene: ADAMTS2
Product: ADAM metallopeptidase with thrombospondin type 1 motif 2
Exons: 22
Coding region: 1255-4806 (1183 amino acids)
Biological process (GO): proteolysis; extracellular matrix organization
Molecular function (GO): metalloendopeptidase activity; zinc ion binding
Source: RefSeq, a predicted model, not a curated record
CUGGCAGUCCUUGCACCAAAUAAUUUACAAUCUAAAUAUUCUCCACCUGCUCCCCAAGAAAUGCUCUGCUCCAAAUGUAUUAUAUCCAGGUGAAACUCUGUGAUUUUGAUUUGCAUUAGUCCAUGUCAUCAUUUUCUUCAGUUCUGAUCUUUACAUUUCCAAAUGAAUCUGAGACUCAAGUGAAAACAUCUGAACAUCACCUGGCCUUGCAUGAAAAAGUUGCUUGUUUUUCAUGCAAAUCCUUGGAUUAAUACCAGGGUUGCUCUGUCUCUGUUUUUGAUGCAAACAUUUUGCACAACUCUACUUGUUGCUGAUAAACUGCAAAUGGGGAGGAAAAGGUGGGGAGGGUGUGUGUGGAUGUGUAUUUAAAUAAGUGUUUAGAUUUAUUUAGUAAUACUGAGAAUUUCUAGCGGCUGUAGCAGCUAAUCCGACUACUUGGCCAGAAAUUAGACGUGUCCUUCAAUUUAUAAAGUGUUUGAGAUGGGAGCUAACUUGUGCGGCAAAGUUGAGACCCAAAGAUGAUAAGCUUCCCUGAAGGGGAGGUCAAAUUUGGCUUCUUCCACAAAGCGGCCUGAGUGCCAAAUUGAGAUGUGGGCCCAACUUCCCCCGAAUGUGCUCUGUGUAGGGAUCUGGUCCACGUCUUCAGAUCCGUGAGUAACAUAAACCCACUGGGAAAAGGAGCGUGUGCGCCCCUCAUCUUGCUGCGCAAGGUCUAGCGUAAUGUCAGGACUCCAGAAAUAACGAGAGCUUGGCGCAGACUGAGGUCCGAGCUGGGCGUCUUGGGACAGGAAUUUGAGCGCAUUAGGACCUGGAGGGAGCGGGGCGCUCACUACUCUGGGCUGCUGCGAGCGAAGAGUCAAGGGCAAAGAAACGUGGCUGUCGAAGCGGUGGGUGGGGAAGUGUCCCGCAGCCAGAGUUGGAUCCGAGAGGGAGGGGAGCCGCGGGACGGCUGCCAGGGCUCGCUCCGGAGCAGCGCUGCGCUGCGCUGGGUGGCAGCGCCUCUGUCAAUCAGCCUGACUCCACUCCCGCACGCCCUGUGUUCUCCAGUGCUGCGCUCCAGCUGCCUCCUCGUGUCUCCGCUCGCUGCGAGCUGACAGAGCGGCCGCCGCUGCUGCCGGGUGCAUGCACCGGGGGACCGGAGCGGGACUGAGGCGUCCCGGGGCGGCGCCGGGCUGCCCUCAGUUGGUGCUGGGUAGCGGCGGGGAACUUUAACGCUGGCUCCAAGUGUUGGGCUCGGUCUGCGGUUCAGCUGCAAUGGAUCCUCCAGCGGGGAUCGCCUGUCUGCUGCUCUGCUGUGCGCUCUUCCUGCCCGGGAGCGCCCUGCAGAGCUCCAGGGAGAGAGAUCCUAUUUUGAGGAACAUAGAGGAAUACAGACUUGUCGUCCCAAUCAGCACAGAUUCAGAAGGCAGAUUCCUAUCUAACCUGGUGUCUGGACCUCCAAGGGGGCGCUUCCGAAGAGAUGCUGGGGAUAUGCAACUUGAAGCUUCAAAUGAGCAAAUAUUUUAUAAUAUCACUGUUUUUGGAAGAGAGUUUCACUUCAGGCUGAGACUGAACUCUAGGCUGGUUGCCCCUGGAGCACGAAUUGAAUGGCAAGAGGAUUCUAAUGUGACUCAUAUUGAACCACUCCAUGGGAAUUGCCUAUAUGUUGGGGAUAUCACUGAUUUGCCUAACGCUUCAGUUGCUAUAAGCAACUGUGAUGGGCUGGCUGGCAUGAUUCGCACAGACAAGGACGAGUUCUUCAUUGAGCCUCAGGAGAAGGGCAGUCAGGAGGAAGACGGAGGCAGGACACAUGUGGUAUAUCGCAGAGCAGCUGUGAAGAAGCCACUUCUCACCAAGAACUCAGAUAUCCAGUAUAAAGCAGCUGACCUGAGUAAUCUGGAUAACCUUGUCAAUAUGCUGAGCCUCAUUGAAGACCGAGUAAAUAGCUCAAGAAAGAGAUAUCGGAGGCAUGCGACUGAUGAUGACUACAACAUUGAAGUUCUCCUGGGAGUUGAUGACUCAGUUGUGCAGUUCCAUGGAAAAGAACAUGUACAAAAGUACCUUCUGACCCUGAUGAAUAUCGUGAAUGAAAUCUACCAUGAUGAGUCCUUAGGUGCCCACAUUAAUGUUGUUUUGGUGAGGAUAAUCAUGCUGAGCCAUGGGAAAUCCAUGAGCUUAAUAGAGAUUGGGAACCCUUCCCAGAGUUUGGAGAAUGUAUGUCGCUGGGCCUAUCUACAACAGAAGCCUGACACUGCACAUGCAGAAUAUCAUGACCAUGCUAUUUUUCUCACAAGGCAGGAUUUUGGUCCAUCUGGCAUGCAAGGCUAUGCUCCAGUUACUGGAAUGUGUCAUCCUGUAAGAAGUUGUACCCUCAACCAUGAAGAUGGUUUUUCCUCUGCAUUUGUGGUGGCCCAUGAAACUGGGCACGUAUUAGGCAUGGAGCAUGAUGGUCAGGGCAACAGGUGUGGGGAUGAGGUCCGAAUGGGGAGCAUCAUGGCCCCUCUUGUCCAGGCUGCAUUCCAUCGCUUCCACUGGUCUCGCUGUAGUCAACAAGAGCUGAACAGAUAUCUACAUUCCUAUGAUUGUCUGCGUGAUGAUCCUUUUGAACAUGAUUGGCCUUCCCUUCCCCAGCUGCCAGGAAUUCACUACUCCAUGAAUGAGCAGUGCCGUUUUGAUUUUGGUUUGGGCUACAUGAUGUGCACAGCUUUCCGUACAUUUGAUCCCUGCAAGCAGCUGUGGUGUAGCCAUCCCGAUAACCCUUAUUUCUGCAAAACAAAGAAGGGACCACCACUGGAUGGGACUAUGUGCGCGCCUGGAAAGCACUGCUUUAAAGGUCACUGCAUCUGGUUAACUCCAGAUAUCUUGAAACAGGAUGGAAAUUGGGGAGCAUGGAGUAAGUUUGGCUCCUGUUCUCGAACCUGCGGUACGGGGGUAAAAUACAGGACACGGCAAUGUGACAAUCCAUACCCAGCUAAUGGAGGCCGUACAUGCAUAGGACCAACCUAUGAGUUCCAGCUUUGCAACACUCAAGAUUGUCCUCAGGAUUCUGAUGAUUUUAGAGAGGAGCAGUGUAGACAAUGGGAUCCAUACUUUGAAUAUCAGAAUACAAAACACCACUGGCUCCCAUAUGAGCAUCUCGAUGCUAAAGAAAGGUGCCGCCUGUACUGUGAGUCCAAGGAGACUGGUGACGUCGUGUAUAUGAAACGAAUGGUACAUGAUGGAACCCGCUGCUCAUAUAAAGAUUUUUAUAGCAUCUGUGUGCGAGGGGAUUGUUUGAAAGUUGGAUGUGACAGGGUAAUAGGUUCCUCUAAGCAAGAGGAUAAGUGUGGUGUCUGUGGUGGAGAUAACUCUCACUGCAAGGUGGUGAAAGGAACGUUCUCCGGGACACCAAAGAAACCAGGGUACAUUAAGAUGUUUGAAAUUCCUGCUGGUGCAAGGCACUUGCUUGUACAAGAAACAGAUGCCACCAUUCAUAAUCUUGCAAUUAAGAACCAAGAAACAGGGAAAUUCAUUUUAAAUGAAGACAACUAUGUACCGGAUUCUAAAAUAUUUGUUGACAUGGGUGUGGAGUGGGAAUACCGGAAUGAUGAUGAUAGAGAAACAGUGCAGACCAUGGGGCCUUUGCGCAAUGGUAUAGCCAUUCUGGUGAUUCCUCAUGGUGGUGCCAAGGUUUCUUUGACUUACAAAUACAUGAUCCAUGAAGACUCCUUAAAUGUAGAUAACAACAAUGUUUUGGAGGAUGAUUCAGUAACAUAUGAAUGGGCUCUGAAAAAAUGGUCCCAGUGUUCAAAACCCUGUGGAGGAGGUAAUCAGUUUACGAAAUAUGGUUGCCGGAGGAAGACAGACCACAAGAUGGUUCAUCGGAGAUACUGCGAGACGAUCCAAAAGCCAAAGCCUAUUCGCAGAGUGUGCAAUCCGCAGGAAUGUUCCCAACCAAUAUGGGUUACAGGAGAUUGGGAGCCCUGCAGCAAAAGCUGUGGAAAAACAGGAUAUCAAGUACGUUCUGUACGGUGUAUCCAACCCCUACAUGACAACACAAAUCGUUCUGUUCAUACCAAAUAUUGCAACAAUGAUCGUCCAGAAGGCAGAAGGUCUUGCAAUCGAGCACUUUGUCCUGCCCAGUGGAGGAUAGGACCCUGGUCACAGUGCUCUGUAACUUGUGGAAAUGGCACACAGGAACGACAGGUUUUGUGCCGGACUAGAGACAAUGCUAGUGGCUAUUGUAAAGAUGACAAACCGGAAACAGUGAGGAUCUGCAGACUAUCUCUGUGCCCUAGAAAUGUUUCUGAUCCAUCAAAGAAAACUUAUAUGAUACAAUGGCUGUCAAGACCAGAUGGAGAUUAUCCCAUCCAGAAAAUAUCUUCAAGGGAACGUUGCCAAGGAGACAGGUCCAUGUUUUGUCGCAUGGAAGUUCUCUCUCGUUACUGUUCAAUGCCUGGUUACAAUAAGCUGUGUUGCAAGUCCUGUAACAUGUAUAACAACAUAACAGAGGAUGAUAAUGUAACUGAUUCUAACCUAAAUAAGAAUGACAUUGAGGAGGAUCUCCUACCUACCCUUACUACUCCUACUGGGGCGGUUGUCAUUCAGACUACUGCUAGUCCUCCUCUUGUUCCCAAAUCAAACGCCACCCAUUCCAAUGCAACUCAGGACCCCCCAGAAAUUAAUGCAGUAGACGUGUCAUAUAAAAUCGAUGGGCUGGACAAUGAAGUAGCUCAGCACAACCUCAUGCCCCGGAGGAGACUGACUUACGAAAGGACAAAGAACCAAAGAAUUCAGGAGCUGAUCGCUGAGAAAAGAAAAAGAGAGACUAUUAGUAAGCUACAUUAAAAUGGAAAUAUGGCACAAACGACAUUUUUUUCUCUUAUAGAGAUGUUACCGCCACCAUAGUAAUGCCCAUGUCAUAAAAACUAGAAAGAAAAAAGUGGUGCUAUGGCAGAAAUGCCAAAUCCUAAUGCCUAAACAAACAGAAAUGUAAGAUCGUUUCAUAAUGCUAGUAUAAACAUUUCAAUGGCUAGGUUUACAGGGUGCUAUAACGUACUAGUGCAAUAUCAGUACAGUAUUUCACUGAAUCCAAACAAACCUAUUAUCUAGCCCAGAUCAGCAGGUUUAUUGAUUAUGGGCUCUUUUCACCCCUCAAUGCAUUGCAUAACUCCCAGGGAAUGUGAAUGGGAGUUACAUUGAACAGGGAGGAGAACAGACCCCAUUACCUACAAAUGCCUUUAAUAGUGACAGUCGGUUGAUCAAGAGAAGCAUUGCAUCAAACCAAACACUAAAUUACUUCCAGAUUCAGGAAGGUAUUUAAGAACAUGCAGGACUUUAAACAUGCAAAUAGUCCCACUGCCUUAAAUGGAACUAUUCUCAUGGCUACACUUACAUGGACACUCGUGUACCUUUCUUAACUGGGAUCUUAUAUUUGAGAUUCUUUGUACAACCAUAUAUUUAAUUUCAGUUCAGAACUGAUAAUCAGUAGUUUGCAUGUUCCCAUAAACAAUUUCAAAGCAUUUUUCUAAGCAUUUGCAUCUAUAAAAAUUAUUUACUAUUUGACUGGACCUAUUCAAUUUAGACUGACAAUGUCCUAGUCUUUUGAAUAUCUUUAUUUCAUAAACUCCUGUAAUACAAUCUCCCCAAUGGUUUUAGUUGACAUUCUUUUCGGUCUACAUUUUAUCCACAUUCUGUUUAACUUAAAAUGACUGGAGUCUCUUUUCCUUUCCUUUCCUUUGGUGCUUCAUGAAGAAAGCGUAAUUGUGUGUGUUAACAUUUUCCAUGGUACAAUGUUAUGUCAUUCUGAAGGAAAACAAUGUGUAUUAUCAGUCUUUCCUUAGGACAGCUCUGGUGCAGCAGAAGUGAACAAUUGUUCAUCAUGCUUAUAUAUAAACAUGUACCAAGUUUGCUUAGAUCUUAGAGAUGUGUAGCCUGACAGCCCUUUGAGUACUUCCUUUCCCUGCAAUAUCUUCUGAUAGCUGAGGGCCUAUAUAAGCAACCUCACCAUUUUCCAUAGCUCAUUUUGGAUGGCUGGUAGGCAGAAGACACAUUCAACUUGGUGGUUUGUACCUUUUGGUGAGGCCUGCCUGCUUUCAAAUGCAAGGAUGCUACCAGCCGACUUACAGGAUAACUAAUGUGAAUAGUAGGUACUGAGCAUUUGAGCCAAAGACCACUACGCUCAGUGGAAAGGCUCCCAUUGACUUCUGUGGGUUUUGCAAACCCUGGAAUUUUGUAGGAGUAGGAAUUAAAAUCUUUGUGGGUGUGAGGUUUGUUAAUUUUGCUCUUGCCUACUGCGUUGACUUUCCCAUGUCUGCUCAAGCUUGUUAAUAUUUUCCAGGGGAUAAGGUCUCUUUGAAACUGUCAUUUCAUAUAGAAAAGACAGGCAGGGAUUAGGGCCACUUUGAUACUGCCAGUUCACGUAGAAAAGGCAAUUGAGAGGUGGCAAAAUGCUCUCAAUUCAAGUUUUUGAUCUUGAAGUGAGACCAUUACCUUGUAUCUUCUCAGUUGCACAGCUAGUUUGGGCAUAUGCUAAAUUCCCAAUGCAUAUAAGAUGUUACAUAGCUUAGUUGCAGCUGAAGCAAUGUUGAACCUUGCAGCCGGGCCCUCACUGAAAAGCAAACCACAACUGACUUUCUGCUGUCCAUGAUGGGGCCCCCAGUGCUGCUUUUAAAUGUUGUGAGUGAAUGGGUCACCUAGCUUCCAUUGCAGUGUCCCAGUUUAGAUUGGAAAGAGACAGCGCUAAUAGUAUCCCUGAGUGCACUGAAUUAUUGAAACCAGCAGCUGAAUCUAUGCCCAGAAAUUGUUGAAAGGACAAAAGCCAAGGGUUAACAAAAAUAAUUUAUAAACAAUGUUAGACAAAGUAGUAGAGAAGGGGCCAAUUUUAUCCCUGUUGUAAUGCCAUCAGCUUCACUUCCUCACAGAAUGAUAUGGAGGUCAAUUCAAAGUAAUGCUUCUGAAGUGAUAGGGGCAUACAGAACAGCCUAAAGUUACAUCAGGGCUUGAUAUAGGUAAAGACUCUUGUAACAUCCCUGUGCUCUCAGGUUUCAAAGUAUUAGAUCAAGCCAGAGAGACUCAAGGAGCUACGAUGCAUUAGCAGACUCUGAAACCUCUUUAAAGGGGCUAAUUGCUAAAGGGAGACAAAGAUCCACACUCUCCCCAUAUACACUGUACUUACACAACCUUUUCCAUUCUUUUCCUACAAUGACUCUUCUCUUGUGGCUGGUGGGAGAACGUUCCACUAAAGCAGGGGUUUCUUUUUGGUUCUAAAAAAUAAAAUUAAAGGUCCAGAUUGUACACUAACGCAGGCCAGGUUGGUGUAUGUGGUCAGUCAGUUGGUUGAAUUAAUGGCUUAGGUGAAGAUAAGAACUCAGAGAAGGGAAGAGCUGUCUUGAAGAUCUACCUAUCUCAUAGAAUGGGAAGGGACCCCAAAAGUUCAUGGAGUCUAGACCCCUGCCUAGCAGGACCAAGUACUGAUUUUGUCCUAGAUCCCUAAGUGGCCCCCUCAACGAUUGAACUCACAACCCUGGGUUUAGUAGGCUAAUGCUCAAACCACUGAGCUAUCCCUCCUCCCCCAGCUUAGUAUCAAACAGUUCCACAUUUGAUGCACAGUGCCAUCUUCUACAAUCCCCAAAUGCAUACAGUCUGCCAAAACCUUCAGCAGAAAUGGGACAACUACCUGUUUUGGCAAGGAAGAGAAAGGGCAGAAGAGAUAGUAGGAAAAUAUUGUUUGCAUGUAGCAGGGUGUACCCCACCCCCCAUGCUGUUUGUGAUGGAGAAGAGAAGUAGGAAAGAAGAUAGGCAGUGCAGAGAAGAGGAAAAGGAAGAAGCUGUAGGUGCAGCUGCUGGCUGAAGAUAGUUGGGUGAGUUUUCAUGAUUCCAGUGCUACUUUAGCUUAGCUAAGGCUUGAGAUUUUAUGCUACAUGCUCAGAAAGUGGUGAAGUUGCUAGCUGUGGUCCUGGCUCAUACAGAGGAUGAGUUUGGAGCACCUCAGAUGCAGCCCCAAUAGAUAUAUUAAUAUUUGGCACAGCACUGCAAGCUUAGCCCCUUGUGCUAUCAAAGGAGAUGCCAGCACCUGUAACAGAGGCACAAAGUUAUUAUUAAUCAUGUUUGUUACAUUGUUGCCUAAGGAUCAACCAAGAAUCCCCCACACACACUUGUACUAGGCACUGCACAGAAAGAUCCUGCCAUGAGACGACAGAUAAAUAGACGAGACAGACGACCUCUCUUUGUUUUUCCUGUGUGCUCCCAAGCAUUGCUGACUGUGACCUGUGCUGUCUGUUCGGUGCCCACAGCCAAGCACAGGCCUGCGCAUGUGGGAGUGUAACAUUAUGCAGCAGCAGCCUUUCCUGGGGGUUUCAGUGCAGCUAACAAGUUUAUCUGGCAGACCCUCACAGUCUGGUUCAGAGGCUGCCAUGUCACUUGCAUAAAAUAUGGAAGUGAAGUCAUGGGCUCCAAAAAGAAAAAAUUGGGCAACUUUUAUCUCAGAAAGUCUUAGCUAAAACAGCCCCUGUUCAGCUGCUAUGCAUAAAAUCUAGAUGCAGGAGAAAGCAGGGUAGGUUUGACUUCACAGCUUGUAGGAAUGAGCGCUAUUUUAUGCUUUUCGUGUUUCCCCUGCUCUAUUGUGAUAGUUCAACUUAAAGAAUACUCUCCUCUUUCCCUGUAUCACCCUAACUUUCGGUCUAUGAGGGCAAUGCAAUAAACAGGGACCCCCCCCCCAACAUAGCCAAACAGCAUGUCCAGUCACACAGUAAACUAGACAAACCUAUGUGUGGGGAAACCUUGAAGGUUUUGGAGCUAGGCAGGUAGCCACCAGACUCUAAGUCUCCACUUCCCCAGAAUUAUUUUCCCUCCAUCAGGCCAUGUGACCCCUUUCUCUCUACCCCCUUCUCUGCAUCCUUAAGUGUUGCCAUGGACUCCUCAUGCGGGGAGGAGUUGAUAGAUGCUUGCAAAAUUCAUUUGGUCGCUUUGAUGGAUAACAACCCUGUACUGUCCUCUGGCACCUUCUGGGGUCAUAUUUCCUUCUUCACAUAGAACCAGGAGAGAACACAUUUAAAUGGUUGCUGCUGCUCCUGAAUGCAUGGAAUAGGUUUAGCAAGCCAGGGUAGCCAGGAAGAAAUACAUGACAAAAAACCCACAACUCAAAGGUUGCCCUACAAUUUUCCCAUUACCUCCAUAGAGCGGGUGGAAUGCUGUGGGUUAGAAUCUAACAGAAAAACCACAUUUUCACUGAACCAUCCCACCCUAGGAAACAGUAAAUUUGCAGGGGGGAGGGCGUGUCUGCUUUUCUGUAUCAUUUCACACAGCUCUACCCUGCACCCAUGUUUUGCAUAGCAGCAAAUGACUAGAUGCAUUCUGCCUUAUGUUAGAACUAUAGGAGAGCCAGGGCCAAACCCUCUGGAGAUGAAACUUUUGUCAACCUCACGAGCUGCAUUUUGAGUUUCAAAGCUCGUUCAGAGUUCAGAAAUAGUUUGGCACUUCAACACUUUCCCCUGUCCCAAGAAUGAUUCAGUUCUUAAAAUCAUGUACCAAGCUCCAGGGAAGCCCAUCCUGUAUAGGAGAAACAGAACACUCCACAGAAAGCAAGGCUGGUACCAGUAUACAUAGGGUAUUCAUUAGGGGCCUGACUGAGCCAUGCCCACAAAAGUUAACAGGUGUCUUUCCACUGACCUAGAACUCUUUCCGUUUUCAGCUGUCUGUAUUGAGCUUUCACUCUGCCUUCUUGCUUUAUUUUUGACUAUUUUAAUUCCAGUGGGUUGCUUUUCCACCUUAGGCUUCCCCCCCCCCCAUGAAGUCAGUGACAUCUGAACACAAAUCAAACUCUUCAGUCCAUGUUGUUCAGCAGGGUAAGAUACUGGCCAAUGAGGGUUUGCCACUUUCUCUUUACAAUAUUUCCAUAUGAGAAAGAAUCUUACCCUAAACCAUAAGAACUGCAUUCCUUUAAACUGACCAUAGUAUUUCCAGUUCACAGAGAAGUGAAAAACCUAAAUACCUUUCAGGAUUUGGGCCACUCAGGUUAAGAGUAACCAACAUGAAGCAGUAAUUGGGGUCUGGCUCACAGUUGCUUUUGUUCCUUUUUAUGUGGUGGAAUAUAUGAAUUGUUUACAGGCCUGUUAAACUUCGGACCGCAGCUUCCUCUUGCACGGCUACUUUUAGUAGCAUAGCUAUAAACUGGGCAAAAACAAUUUUAUUACAUGGUCUUUAAAUGUUUAACCAUCGCCUAGGCAGUAGCUUUUGAUGCCUCCCAACCCCAGGGUACCAAUUUAACACAAUACCCAGAAAUAAAAGAAAGGAAUCUAUUUAGUUGUAGAUCUACUAUUUAUGUAGUGGCCACUGGCUGUCUGAUCUGAAAGCUGAAACAGCGUUCUCCCUUAAGAGAGAGGAUUUCCUGGUAGGUAUUCAUAUAGUCAUGGAGAUUAAGGGUUUAGGGGCCCAGCACCACGCCCAUUAAAUCCAACCACCAAAUUAAUACAUCCAGAUUUUGAAUGCAAGCCGAUCAACUUUCUAAAUUAAUCUUUCUUUGCUCAGUAUCUUAAAGAGACCCUAAAAAUUAACCAUAUUUCCUUUGUCUCCAAUCAACUCCCAUUUUUAACUCACCUAAUAUUCCCUUUAGAAUUCCUGUAAUCCAUGGUAUUCACUCACCAGUCCUGAUUUUAACACCUUCCAUUCAAUAUUUAGAUUCUCUCAGUACUCACUUAAAAUGCUUUAAGAUAUUUGAACAGUCUAUAAAUGGUGCUUUACUAGUACUCAAAGGGGCUGUAUGAUUUACUUUAUUAUAUAAUGCAUUUAAUAUUUUAUAUAAUCACCUACAAUGCACAGUAUUAGCUAUGUUCAUCUGAAUAACUGUAUGGCACUGCCAUUCAAUUACAAUACAUACGUCUUCACAGCAAUUGCAAUGAAUAGCCAUUUUUUGUAUAUUAAAAUGUAUAUACAAAUUAGAACU